Penicillium diatomitis is the source of this 1524-nucleotide messenger RNA. Its product is annotated as allantoate permease family MFS transporter. The transcript is spliced from 9 exons. The record is from RefSeq and is a predicted model, not a curated record. Gene Ontology annotation, biological process: transmembrane transport. Gene Ontology annotation, cellular component: membrane. Gene Ontology annotation, molecular function: transmembrane transporter activity. The coding region runs from base 1 to 1524 and encodes 507 amino acids. NCBI's taxonomy places the organism in Eukaryota, Fungi, Ascomycota, Eurotiomycetes, Eurotiales, Aspergillaceae.
AUGCCUGGCUCCACCGAUGUAUCGCUGGAGGGGAAGACCGCUGAGUACCGACUCGAAGAUAAGCGGGUCUCAUCCUACGAUGAAAAGCAUACCGAUCGGGAGAUGGCUAUCGUGAGCCCUUCCUCAUUUGAAGGAAUUGACGAAGCCGCCGUCCUGCGCAAAAUGGAUCUCCGGUUGAUUCCUAUGCUGAGUAUCUUGUAUCUGCUCGCGUUCUUGGAUCGAGGCAACAUUGGAAAUGCCAAGGUGGAGGGUCUGUUGGAGGAUUUGCACAUGACGGGACCACAAUUCAACUGGACAUUGACGGUGUUCUUUUUCACCUAUUGCGCCUUUGAGCUGCCCAGCAACUUGAUGUUGAAGAAAUUGCGACCUUCGCGAUGGCUCCCGUUGAUCAUGAUUGCCUGGGGUAUUGUCAUGACACUGAUGGGAAUUGUUCAAAGUUAUGGUGGUCUACUUGCAACUCGUCUUGCGCUUGGCAUUACUGAGGCUGGACUGUACCCUGGUGUUGCCUACUACAUCACAUUGUGGUAUCCUCGUCAACGGGCACAGUACCGCCAAGCCCUUUUUUUCAGCGCUGCUAGCGUCGCUGGAGCCUUCUCCGGACUGCUCGCUUUUGCUAUUGCCAAAAUGGAUGGUAUUGCCGGCUUAGGAGGCUGGCGUUGGAUCUUCAUCCUGGAGGGUCUACUGACAGUCGCCGUGGCCCUUGUUGCCCCUUUUGCUAUUCAUGAUUCUCCCGAGACCGCCACUUUCUUAACAGAGCAGGAAAGAGCCUGGGUUAUCCACAAACUGCGUACUCAGAACUCGGUCGAUGGUCGUGAGGUCAUUCGCGAUGAGUCCACCUUCAAGAUGCAAUAUGUCGUUGACGCGUUCAAGGACUGGCAGAUCUGGCUGGGAUUAUUGAUGUACUGGGGUAUCACAUGCCCUCUGUACGGCAUCUCCUUCUUCCUACCAUCCAUCAUCAAGGACUUGGGCUACAAGUCAUCUACGGCUCAGCUCUUGACCGUGCCCAUCUACAUCACCGCCGCUAUUGUUGCCGUCGGCGCGGCCUGGUUCUCUGAUAAACGCAAGCAGCGCUCUCCAUCUAUUCUGUUCUUCAUGUCUAUGAUCGCCAUUGGUUUCAUCAUCGUCAUUUCAUCCAUCGGACGCGGUGUUCCGGGAGUGGUUUACGCUGGCGUGUUCAUUGCUGUCGUUGGAAUCUAUCCCGCCUUCCCCGGUAACGUCACUUGGCUCAGUGUCAACAUGGCAGGCGAUUACAAGCGUGCCGCCGGCAUGGCCAUUCACAUUGGUCUGGGCAAUCUCGCUGGAGCCAUGUCCUCCAACUUCUACCGCGCCAAAGACGCCCCGAACUACUUCAUGGGCCAUGCCCUGGAGCUCGGCUUCGUAGUAGUCGGCAUGAUAGCCGUCGUCAUCAUGCGUUUCACCUACAAACGCAUCAACACCAAGCGUGACCAGCUCGAUCCCGCGCAGUAUCCCGAUGACCCUGAUUCCCUGGGCGACCGGUCGCCUUUGUUCAGGUACAUGCUCUAG